GCGUCGUCGAAGCGCGACGCACUUCAGCGCUUGAAGAUAUACCAACAAGGCUUCUUUUCGCCGCUUAAAAGCUGCAUAUCUUGGUAAAAAACAUGUAAUUCGCAUGCUCACUUAGGUUGGGUUGCUAUGAUUUCCUCUCGAGUGUUACCGAUGCGAGGACAGACAUUCAGCAGAAAUAACGACGAGAUGACAUCCGGCCAUUUCAACUCGUCCAUCACUCGCCAUCCGUAGCAAUCAUGGCUAGAUCAAGGACUUCGCUGUGUGAUGCGCUGACGGCAGCGCUCCCGGCGGGCUCCAAGGAGCAGAUUUCCAAGAACACGCCCAUAUGGCCGGCCUUCAAGGGUAAGGUCCGCUAUAUCUAUACUCGGUCGCGGUCUUGUGAGCCGUUAUAUUCACCUUCCCCUGGAUGUGAUCCUGAGCAGACCCAACUAAGCUCGCACUUUCUCACUACUAGUGUGGCUGUCGUACAGACGGCGAAGACCUCCAUUUUUAUGACAGACCUCUUGAACAAGCAGCAGGAAGGCGUCCUCGGCAUUGGCAUUGAGGUUCUAAUCUACUCGACGAAGCACACGACGACUCUGUUCGUGAGCAAAGUCGACACCACUGGAUAUGUCGUCAAUCAUCCGCCUUCUCGAAUCAAGAUCAUCUGUACCACUUUCAUUAAGUGGCUAGUCGGUAUAGAAAGGCAAAAGCAUCCCAACCGGAAGGUGGUCGUCUCUCUCUUCGCGCGAGCUCAGUCGCAGUACCUAUUCCCUGGGUCUGCAGAGAAUGGGCUAAAGCGCCCUUUAGACGACAGACAGCUCAUUAAGUGGUGGGCCAAAGUGCUCGAUCCUUUGCUCGAUACGUCGGCGAGCGGACAGCCACGGUCUGCGUCAAGUAGUACAGACGUGUGCGGGUAUCUCACAAUACCUGGGUAUAGUAAGCAUGAGCUCAUGAGCUAUUUGCCACGCAAUGAACAUCAGCACGCCCGUAGUUGGAAGCCUGGCCAUCCUCUACUGGAGUUGUCGAAGACCCGCGGUCUACCACCAGACGCUCCCCCUCGCUCCAUGCUUCCGAGGUUUCCUGAUGAUCCAAAGUCACGCUUCAUGCAGGAUUUGGACGACGAGGUCGGCUUAACAGAAAGCUAUAGUGUCACGGUCAGCCCAGCCAAGCGUAAGAGCGGCCGAUGGAAUAAUGUCCGAGACCUGGAUCGCUUUUGGGAAGCAAUGGAGUUUCGUCAAGAAUGCUCGUCAGGCCGGGUCGUCGGCUUCUUGUGGGUUGUGAUAGAUUCUGCAGAAGCAUCCAGCAACGGCGAGCUUAUCGCCGAGAAUGGCGGGAGCCAGGAGUCUGCAAACUCUUGCGCAGACAGCGACCGAGCCGCAACGCCAACCCCAUCCGCAAAAAGCAGCCCGUCUAAGCGAAAGCGGAAGCGUCUCACCGGGCCCGUCAUAUCACGUCAGCCAAGGCUGAAGAACGGCUCCUCGUCACUCACUGCCAGCUCCGCAGACUUGGACACCAUGAUCGACAGUCAGCGCGGUGACGGCUUGCUCAUCUCCAGGGAAGGCUACGACAAGGCCAUGCAGACGCUUCUACAUUUAGACUUCGCAAAUGUGGAGGCUGCCGCUCGCUCGACGACGAAGUGGGUUGCGGAGGUAGCAAGUUCCUGCGGCCUGACCGGUGACUGGGGCGUGGACAUAAUCGGUACGGCGGAGAAUGUCGGUGCGGGGGACAGAUCGAGGGAGGAGCGAAGCGCAGCCAGUAACGAACCUGCCGAGGUCAAUGACUUGGGUGGCAUGGUGCGGAAAAAGAAGCGGAAGGCGGGUGAAAGCGCUGUUACGGAGCACCAGGAUGAAAGCAAGGCUGACGCACAAAAUGCGGUCAACUCUCUGAACGGCGCAGCGGUGCGCAAGAAGCCAAAAGCGGCAGCGACGUGACGAUGCUUGUAUAGUGGCAUGCUGUGGCGGUUGAAGGCUUGGGUAUUAGCGUGGCGUUUGGGUCUCGGUGUUGCAGAAUUUGCGUAGGGAGCGGACAUUAAUAUUACGUUCUUCUCCCUGUGUAGACAUGCCAUUCUCCGCUUUAUGAGGGAUGCAUGUAAGUAGCCCGCAUGUUACGCCAUAUGCUUCCUUUAGAGCUGAAUUGCGCUGC
Molecule: messenger RNA, 2124 nt
Organism: Baudoinia panamericana UAMH 10762
Lineage: Eukaryota; Fungi; Ascomycota; Dothideomycetes; Mycosphaerellales; Teratosphaeriaceae
Exons: 1
Coding region: 237-1913 (558 amino acids)
Biological process (GO): DNA damage response
Cellular component (GO): nucleus
Molecular function (GO): histone H3K56 acetyltransferase activity
Source: RefSeq, a predicted model, not a curated record